UCUCCACCAGGGGGAGCCCGUGCUUGUAGUUAUCAAAGGAUUUUUUUUUCACUUAGCUUCGUACGUAGUCUUUAUAUUUAAUGUUUUCUGUUAAAGGGCAUUUUAGUUUCAGAGUUUGGUUUCUUUGCAAAUUUUGUAAGGCUCGACAUUAAGAAAUAGUUUUUGUUUGUUUUCUUCCUAAGCUCCGGUCCUCUGUGCAACUCCGAUGUCUAAAACAUUCGCACCAGAGUUCCUUUGACAGAACGUGUUGAUGACGCCUUCAUCUACAACAACAACAGAACUCAACUGCUGUGAAGCUAACUAGCCGGCUUAGUUAUUCUGAUUUUUUUAAUAUAUUUUUUUUAAAUUCUUUUUAUUGGUGUCUUAACAGUUACCUACUCAUUCGGGUAUGAAGUUAAUGCUAUAAAAUUUCGACUUUAUUUUUUUUUUUAUUUGUUUUGAAUUUGAAAGUUUUUGUCUGCUAGCAUGUUAGCUUUAAAACCGAGUAUAACUCGGAGCCUCUCCUCUUCCAGUUGAAGGGCAGAAAUAUUUAUGGCAAAGCCAGAACACAGGACCUUCUGGUGGAGAUUCUGACCUCCACCAGUAAAAACACAAACCUGUAAUUAUCCGUCAAAAAUGUCGCCACAGAAAAAACUUCUUGUCCCAGUAAGCAGCAGGCGGAAAGCCGUGGACGACUUCUUCCCCUUUAACUCGCUGCCAGUGGAGUGCCAGCUGCACGUCUUGUCCUUCCUGAACGAGGUGGACAAAUGCAGCUGCGCGCUGGUUUGCCUGAGCUGGAGUUGCCUGGUCCGGUCGUGGAAGCUGUGGCGGGUUGCAGACUACUCUCGGCGCGGUGCCUCCCAUCUAGGUCAGGAGGGGCUGCUUGUUUCCAACCGGGAGUUUGAGCGAUGGAGGGCCUGGGUCCACCACUACACCCACCAUCUGAUCUCCCGGCGGGCCAGCCUGCUUACGCUAAAGGCCAGCUUCGACCUGGGAGACCGCUGCAACAAGUGGAGCGAACUGCUGAGUCACCUGCUGGAUAACGUCCACUGCAGAGACCUCAGCCAUCUGGAUCUCAACUGGACCUUUACCCUCUUUGAGCCACUGGACCUAAGAGUGCACUCCAGCUCCAGCUCACACCAGGACAGCAUAAACAAGAUGGACCAGGUGACCAGCUUUCAGGAGCUGCUCGGCAAACUCACCCACAGCUGCCCGCGAAUCUCCAAGAUGCGUUUACAUUUCGACUGGUCGGAUCUGUCUGUGUCCCUGCUCACCCGGUUCCAGCAGCUACGAACCCUCGAGCUCAAGUACUUCUGGGUCUUCAAACUAGUGACAUCCUCCACGCUCCAGACGCUUACCAAAUCCCUGCCCAACCUAAAGUCGCUGACUUUGCACAUCUUGGUGCCACUGAGGAACCUGGGGAUCUCGUACACGUUGGAAUCUGAGUCUCUGGAGUUCCUGGACGUCUCGCCCAGCCGCGGUUUGGUCUUCUCCUGCCUGAAGCUGCCGGCUCUGAGAGAACUUCGAGCUAAGAAGAUAGUGCGAGGAAUCACGCUGGAUCGUAGGACAAGGCUCCGGAUCCAGAGCAGGUGGCCUUGUCUGUACCAUGUUCUCCAGCAGGGGACGCCAAAGCUUCAGACCCUGAACAACGAGAGGCUCAUUCCUACUUGGAGGGAGAAGAGCUACGGGGAGCUGACCGCCAUCCUGGAACAGUCCUGCUACUGUGUGCAGCAUCUAGACAGCUGGCUGUGGUAGUCAGCUGACUGAGACCGAAGAUCCGUCUGUGUAUUGUAAAUUCCAGCCAAAGCAAAACACUGCUUUUACUCCCCACAUUGUUGCUUUUAGUCCAACAAACUGAUUCUGCAAGAGGACACAGAAGCUGCUUGUUGCUGCAGAUGAAAAAUAGGAUGUGACUGCAGGAUCCUCCCAGUUCCUAAACUGGAAUCUGCUCUUUGUGUAAAAACACAUGUAGGUUUGAGGCAAUGAUAUCAGCACAGCGGCUUUGUAAUCAUUUGUUCGAUAAUCUGGAAAAAGCAACGGUGCUUCUUUCUAUCGGGCUCUGCUGCUGCACUGGUUAGCAAACGAGCAGAGCCACAAGUACAUGGAUCAGAACUGAAUGAAGAAUAAUAUCGCCAUUAUUUAGCUGGAAGCUUUCUAAACCUUUUGUUGUCAAGGAGAAGAACAGUGAAGAAUAAAGGCAAAAUAUUUUUAGGAUUUUUUUUCAUCCAAGAUGAAACUUUAUGCUUUCAUGCAUGAACUUUGAAGUCAGUUGAGUAUUUAUAAAAAAUAUGGUAAAAAUUAUAAUCAUCAGUAAUAAUAUGGUUCUCUUAGUCAUUUAGGUCGUAAUCUCCACUGCUUUGAUGGUGUUUCUGUAGGAUUACAGUCAGAAAUUAAGGGAGAAAAAAAAAUCAACAUUUUAGAAUAAAUGUUUUUUGACAAGUUCUUUUUGCAGUCAAAAAAAGUUUGACAUUUCAGCAUAUUCCAUUAAUAUUAA
This is a messenger RNA of Gambusia affinis (western mosquitofish), 2473 nucleotides long. RefSeq lists its product as uncharacterized. NCBI's taxonomy places the organism in Eukaryota, Metazoa, Chordata, Actinopteri, Cyprinodontiformes, Poeciliidae. The transcript is spliced from 3 exons. Gene Ontology annotation, biological process: protein polyubiquitination; SCF-dependent proteasomal ubiquitin-dependent protein catabolic process. Bases 616 to 1734 code for a protein of 372 amino acids. The record is from RefSeq and is a predicted model, not a curated record. Gene Ontology annotation, molecular function: protein binding. Gene Ontology annotation, cellular component: SCF ubiquitin ligase complex.